CAUGAAAUUGCUCUGCUUUCCGCGGCUCUUUCGAAAUUCGUGAUGUCUGGACGGUUUUCAACUGAGGCAGCGGCAGGAAUAUUUGUUGUGUGACAUAAGCUGACUCCUUUUCGAGGGAAAUGACUGACAGAAAGCAGUGUUCCUACGUAUUACCUAAAAAGCGGAGACGCUGUCGCAUGAAAGCAUUCUCCGAAUACGACUACUGCGGAGAACACCUUCUAAUCGCAGAUGUGACACUGGAUUCAGACCAUGAAAGGAUAGUAUGCCCAUUGGAUCCUACUCAUACCUGCUUCGUGUCACUUCUAGAAAAACAUCUUAAAAAAUGCAACGCGAGACAUAAAAACAACCAGGUGUAUUUUGUGGAGAAUUGCAACUCUGGCAUUCAGACCCCUAUUGCAGUUCAUAAGGUUGCACUAAACGACCUGUCCGACGAACAACUUGAAGCAGUCAUAACAAAAAUGGACUCUAUAUACAAAAAACAUGUCAACGAACCCCACUGGCACCUGAACUGUGCGGGUGAGGAGCUAGAAGAAGAAAUCGAUCGUUUUUCCGGUUCAUCUGUGGCCGUAAAACACUUGAGGCAGCAGGCUGCACUAUUGGGCCUGGCCAGGGAACACAACCUGCUAAGCUUAGAGGAUGUUUGUUAUGCAGAAUUUGGAGCUGGAAGAGGACGACUCGCAUAUUGGAUUGCAAAGAGCAUACCUGAACAGGGGUGCAGUGUCCUCCUAGUGGAUCGUGCAGCACCAAGACACAAGUUUGAGAACAAGCUGGACGACAGUUUCACAGCAGUGGAGAGGAUAAGGAUCGACAUCCAGCAUCUAGAGUUAGGAAAUGUGGAGAGCGUGAAAAGACACAGAGGCAAUGUGGUUGGGUUCUGCAAGCACCUCUGUGGCGAAGCAACCGAUUUUGCUCUACGAUGCAUGACGACAUCCAAAAGUAGCAGAGAUACAGAGUUGCACCUACAAGGGGCAGUGAUGGCAGUGUGCUGCCACCAUCGGUGUUCUUGGAAUUCCUUCGUCGGCCGAUCCCACCUGGAACUCUGGGGCAUCUCUCAGGCAGACUUCGCCGUCCUGCGUUGCCUGGCCGGAUGGGCUACGUGCGCCUGUUCCCAGGAUGGGUCAAAGUCUGAAAAGGAUGAGGUCGAUGAGAAUGAACAGAAAGAAGGAAGCAACGUACAAAGGGUCACCCGUUUGUGUCUGUCCGUGGCCGAGAGGCAGGAAAUCGGCAGGCGCUGCAAGCUGCUCCUAGACACGGCUCGUGUGGCCUACCUCACCCAGUUGGGCUUCAGGGCAAGCGUGGUGUACUUUGUGACACCGUGUGUGACACCCGAGAAUGUCGCCAUCUUGGUUCUCCCUCCUUCACAGGUGACGGGUGCCUCUGAUUAGGACGGCCGUUUCAGUUGUACGCGUGUCAGGAUAUUUCCACCGAGAAAAUCUGUGACUGUUAACAGUGGGAUCACAUUAUGCUCUUCCUUCUGCACUGUCGAGCACUUCGUUAAGUGCCAGCUCAUCUCCAUAGCAGUACGGUCACGCACACUCAUUGCCAUCUUCAUUGUAACUGUAAUCUCAACAUACUAAUCUCUGAAAGCAACAACAACAACAACAAAAAAGGAACUUAAAGGAAUUUGUGUACAUAGUCGGGAAAAUACGUGAAAACAUGCAAACGAAGUUGAAGCUCUUAAUUUUUUUCCCCUUCCCUUAUUGUUAUUGAAAUGCAUCUUAACCAAGGUAAUACUACGUAUUCAUGUUCAACCUGAGAGCAGCACUGCCAUUAUGUCUUUUUCUUCCUCUAUUGACUAUCGUCACUUGUCCAAAUCACUUUUGUAAUUAAAUAAAUUAUCCCCCCCGAAAAGAAGACAUGCCAUACUAUCUCACAAGGGCUUUCUUCAUUAAAUGUAAUGAGAAAAUACUAUAACAGUCUUCUACAGCUUAGUUUGAACUCAACAGCAGACCGAUAUUUCGAGUCUCCAACACUUCCUUGGCAAGUCUUUGUUGAUUGGACUGGCAUAGUGCACACUUUACAUAGUGUAUCACAAAAUAUGUCUCCUCUGGUACAACCAAUAAAUUUAUAGCACUGCGA
Molecule: messenger RNA, 2079 nt
Organism: Ornithodoros turicata
Lineage: Eukaryota; Metazoa; Arthropoda; Arachnida; Ixodida; Argasidae
Product: tRNA:m(4)X modification enzyme TRM13 homolog
Exons: 14
Coding region: 120-1385 (421 amino acids)
Biological process (GO): tRNA methylation
Source: RefSeq, a predicted model, not a curated record